Messenger RNA from Arabis nemorensis, 696 nucleotides. The record is from the annotation of a GenBank genome assembly. NCBI's taxonomy places the organism in Eukaryota, Viridiplantae, Streptophyta, Magnoliopsida, Brassicales, Brassicaceae.
AUGGUGGAAGACAAAUCGGCGCUGUUGGUGGUGGAAAACCAACCGCCGCUCUUACUCGUGGGAAAGCCAAAGCCGUUGAUGCUUCGACCUCACAAGCACCACCACCUCACAAUAGCGGAGAGGGUACAGCGAGAGAUGGGGUUCCACUGGUGGUCGAAGAUGGUUCAACCUCUCGGUCACAGAGACAGAACGCCGGAGAUGAUACAGCCACAACCCCACGACAACGACCUAGGUCAAGCGGCGGCGACGGUGGUUCUUCCCAGUGCUCCAAUCCACGACGCCGUACUCCAGACUCUCAGGCGACUGUAUCUCGAACAACAUCUAUUCCUCAGCAAUUCCGAGCUUCAGCUAAUAGGCUUCCAUUUGCCUGCCCUAUCAUCUCAAGCUCAAGCUCCAUCCAAUCACCAAAGUCCCAGCAUCAACCUCAAUCGCGAUCCACAACAGGAAGCCCAUAUGUUUAACCAACCAAAAGCUGCUGCCAUUGAUAAUGAAGAUGAUGAAUAUGACGAGGAUGAAGGAGAAGAACUCGAUGGUGAAGAACACGAAGCUGAAGAAAACGAAGCUGAAGGAUUGGAAGGUUAUCACGUACCACCAGUUGGAGGAGACGACCAGCAACUCUUGGACAAUAUUUUGUCUCUUCCAGGACGAGACAGACUACCGCUCCGGAUACAUAUUGGUAAGUUUAUUGUCAUAUGA